GCACCCGCUCUACCCCCUGUGCCACGACAACCCUUUAUCAUCCAAGUCGUCUAUAUAGAAAAGAAACCCUGCAUAUGUGGCCCCUAUAUGACAUCCUAUUUGAUCCAUUUCUCAGCAUGGACAAUGAAAGGCUUUCUGACCUCUGGCGAAGGGCGCAGACCCUUGGACAGGGAGGGAAAGACAAAUCUUAUGAAUGGUUUGAUUGAUGGAUAUAGAGAUGGAGGCAGGGACUUCGCCAUAAAAAGCCUGAGCAAACUCUUUUCAUUGGUGGAGGUGCAUUCAAUGAAAAAGGUGGUUUUAUUAACUGUAGCUAAGCAGGUUUGGCAGACUAUUCUGGUCGAACGUCGUUACAGCCUGACACCCACAGGUUGGGGUAGAUGAUGCCCCCACUUGUUGCCUUGGAGUCCUUAAACUGCUCAGUUUCCCAAGAACUGCAGUGAAUAGGAAUAAUAAGGGGGGGGGGGGGCAUGUCAGGUUUUGGCUGCGCUCUCCUUCCGCGCGCAGCGAGAUGGCGGAGGACAUUUAACGCUAAAGUCACGGGAACUCCGGCUCGCCAUGCCGACGAAUAUCCAUUGAGGGAAAUUCGCAGCGUUAGUCAUCGCAACAACUACCCGCAGUGUGUGUGUAGUGGUCGCCUAUAGCCUCUCUUGUACCGCUUUCCACCGGGAUCCACAGCGCACAAGUGGGCUUGGCUAUACAGACGUUCUCUCUGCGCUCCGCGUCUCUACACUGCGUGCGUGAUUUCUCCGAGCCGCAGCGGUUUAGCACGGCCGAGCGGCAUGGUCACAUGCCGGCUGGGUCGGUGGCGGUGUGCGCUGGGUGCCCGGGUCAUUAGGGUGUUUGCGCAGGACGUGGCGAGCCGACGCCAGUGAUCCGGCAGGUGAUGUUUGCUCACGUCAGCCUCUCGCGUUUGAGGAGAGGCGCAGGGGACGCGGCUGGAAGGUGCGCGCCACUGUUGCAUCGCCUCACCGGAUAACCGCUGCUAUUUCAUCCCGUUGUUUCCUCCUCGGCUUUUUGUUCUGUUUUUCUUCUCUCUUUUUUUUGGUUUGUUUGUCAUUUUUCAUACCAACUAACGGGUUUUCGGGAUUGGGACUCUUUUAAAGAUCGAAAUAAGUGGAUAAAGGACCCGACCUUGUGUGUGCGUGGAGUGCGUACCGUUUCUUUUGAUUCCCCCUGUACGCGCAAGCGGCUUUUUUUUAUUCAGAGAGGCAAUGCGCCCACCCAUGCGAUGCUAGCCUAUUAGCUGGAGAGAGGAGAGAGAGAGGGGGAGAGAGGAAGAGAGAGGGAGGGAGAGAGGUUUCUGCCCUGGAAUCGAGAGGAGGCUAAUUUACGAGUCUUGUUUUGCCUUUCAGGAAAAGGGGAGAUAAGGGGGAGGGGGGGCGGGGGGGGCGGUUGGUUGGUUGGUGUAGGAAAAUGCAGCAAUCACAUUUUUAAGCAUGCAGAAGCGGGCCGUUUCCGGUUCCUAGGCUGGUGUUUCUCCCCCAUCCGAGGCCAGCAGCCGUAUGGGGAAAGCAGCGGCAGACACAGAUGGCAUGGACACUUCCACAAGGUCUGCCGCUCUGCCCUGCCUGCUCUGCCGGAGCCCGUUCGCCGCCGUCUCUCUCUUCCAGCUCGCUCCGCCGCCCAGCAGCACUGCAGCACAGCACAGGCUGACGGCAUGAGGCUUGAUCCAGUGCAUUUCUCCAUGCUGGUCAUCGGGGUCUCCUUCGCCUGCUACGCCCCGAGUCUCAACUCCCUCCAGGACCAGGCGUACCGAGCAGCCGUGGUCAUCGAGGGCGAGGUGCGCUCCUCCCCGCAGAACGCCUCCUCCCGGGAGCCUUACAGUGUGAAUGUCAAAGUGCUGGACGUGUGGCCCGUCAACAGCGGGGGCCUCGAGAGGGAGCAGCUCGUGACCGUCGGGGACUUCGGUUCCGAGGCCCCGUGCACCGCGGUGGAGAAGGACCACAGAUAUAUCUUUUUCAUGGACCCCACCGCGGAGCCCUUGGUAUUCAAGGCAUCGUACGCCCCCGUGGACGCCAGCGAGCCGGAUCUGAAGGAUGUGGAGAGAGUGUUGUGCGAGGACUGCGCCUCUGCUCCCAAGCUCCGGCUGAUGCGAGGCCAGUCUCUGCUGGAAGGCGACAAGAUGCACCUGAAGUGCGAGGCGUCGGGGAGUCCCAGCCCGUCCUUCCGCUGGUACAAAGAUGGACACGAGCUUCAGAAAGGCAGAGACCUCAAAAUAAAGACCAACAAAAAAAACUCAAAGGUGCAGAUCAGUCAUGUCCGUCUGGAAGACUCUGGCAACUACACCUGUGUGGCGGAAAACUCGCUAGGACAAGAAAACGUCACGAGUAUAAUCAGCGUGCAGAUCUUGACCACCACCACCACCACCACCACCCCUUCUCCAGGUGUGAGUCACGCGAGGCGCUGCAACGACUCGGAGAAGGCCCACUGCGUCAACGGAGGAGACUGUUACUUCAUACAUGGUAUUAACCAGCUGUCCUGCAAGUGUCCCAAUGACUAUACGGGGGACCGCUGUCAAAACUCCGUCAUGGCAGAUUUCUACAAGCUUCUCAGAAUUGAAUUUAUGGAGGCCGAGGAGCUCUAUCAGAGGCGGGUGCUGACGAUCACGGGCAUAUGCGUGGCCCUGCUGGUGGUUGGCAUCGUUUGUGUGGUGGCCUACUGCAAAACCAAGAAGCAGAGGAAGAAGAUGCACAGUCACCUACACCAGAACCAGAACCAAAACCAGAAUCAGUGUGUAGAGCAACCCAACCGCAUGCUGCCCAACGGACCCAAACACCCCGGCCCAGAGGAGAUCCCCAUGGGUGAUUACAUCUCCAAGAGCGUCCCAACGACAGAGUGUGUCAUCAGCCACGGCGCCGAGGGCGCGGGCAACUACGCAGGCAGCCGAAUGUCAACCCGCUCCCACCACUCUACCACUGCCUCGCAUGCUUCCAGACACGAGGAGCAGACGUGGAGCAUGGAGCGAACAGACAGCAUGAACUCAGACUGCCAGUCAGGUGGGCUGUCCAGCUCUGUGGGAACCAGUAAGUGCAGCAGCCCGGCAUGCAUGGCGAGGAGGGCUGCCCACUGGACGGACAUGUCCGGUCCGGGGAUGCAGUACGGGGACUCUUACGACUCUCUAAGAGACUCGCCUCACAGUGACCGGUACGUGUCGGCGCUGACCACGCCAGCGCGCCUCUCUCCGGUGGAGUUCCACUACCCCCCGUUGCCGCCACAGGUGCCCACCUUUCAGAUCACCUCGCCCAACACAAGCCACGCCCUCUCCCUGCCCCCAGCCGCAGCCGCCUACCAUAGAGAGGACGACCAGCCGCUGCUACGAUGCCCCGAUGACGGGAGUUUAUACAGACAGCCUCGGCGCCCGCGGCGGCCCUACCUGACGGAGAGCACAGGAAGUCUACCGUCCAGCCCCUACCGUCUCCCUGACGACGAGGCCUACGAGACCACGCAGGAGUACGCCUCCUCGCGGGAACCCAUCAGGAGCCGGCGGCGCCCGCGACGCAACCGCCUCAAUGGACACAUCUCCCAGCGUUCAAUGGGUCUACGGGACUACAGCUCGCAGAGCUUCAGCCAGUCCGACGAGGAGGAGGAGGAGGAAGAGGAGGACGAAGAGGACGCUCACGGGGAGAGCACGCCUUUCCUUAGUAUGCAGAACAUGAACAUGGACCCGCCCCUGACCGGCCCAGGUUACCGCGCCUCAACCGGUGCGGACACACGGACUCACCGCGGGCUGAGUAGUCGACCACCGACACGCAGCAACGGGCAGAGCCGCGGCUCGCAGCCGCAGCGCUCCAAGGCUGAUAACGUGCCCCUUUAAGACUUAACCCCCCCCCCCACACACACACACACACACACACACAACACCACCCACCCCUCCACCUCACACACUCCCCUUCCUCCUUCUGUACACAACCAGUGGACUAGAGAUCUGCAACUAGGAGAAAUAUUUUUAUUUUGUAUAACAGACAGAUAUUCUAAACAAAUGAAAUAUUUAUUUUCAUUUCAGCAAAAAUUGUCUACUAGCUAACAGCAAAGACUUUUUUUAUAAGGGGGGAAAUAUUUCUAUGUAAAGUUUUUUGAUUUACAGCAUUAUGAGCGAUGAAAAAAUAAGAGAAUUACGUGCCAAUUUUUUCACAAGUUAGAUAAAUAGAAUAAUAUUGUGGUGCCUUUUGCUGUAUGCUGAAGUCGGAGGUCCCAUUGAGUUUUUGUAGCCUUUCUUAUAAAGACUCCUCGUUUUUAUAGACCAACCCUCUUCCUUCCUUUUGCUUUGGUUUUUUCUCUGAUUUGGGAUCUUCCUCUUUUUGAACUGUGAUCUGAUUAUGUCAUCAUGCAAUAUUGAUUCCUCCUGUGUAAAAGGUGUCUGUUUACAUGAGUAUGAUCCACGCGGCGCGCUCGAUUCACAGGGACAUUAGUCACUGACGCAACCGGAAGUGUAGGGUAGUUUUCCCCGGGUGAAUCACAUCGACCAUUUAUGUCCUUGUUCGCUGCCUGUCAGUCAUUAGGCGUUAUUCUUGUUAAAACAAGAGUGUUAUUGAUUUAUUGAGGGGAAGUAAAUCCAUAUUUUUGUGCCAUGACAUUGGUGGUAGUUGCAGUGUGAGUGUGCGAGUGUGUGUGUGUGUGUCCGUGGGCCUGUAUGUUCACUCCAUAAAGCCUCAUUUGGCUGGCGCCUCCGUUCACCUUGAAAAGUGUGGUCUCUUGUUUGACCGACAGCCUCCUCUCACCAAUCCUCACGCCGCCAGAAGCUUCAUUGCACUGUAAGAACCGCCCUCCGUGAGCAGUCAUUGGCCGGGGAGCUGCCGAUCCAAACCGAACCGAACCAACCCAGUUGUAAUCCAGCCUGACUCUGGCCUCCUGUGGACUGCCCAGCCCGCCCGUUUCCUAUGCCAGCAGCUUAGAGCCGCACUGUGUCUCAGGACUUCCCCAUCACAUCACCGCCAAAAGACUCAAAGCAGUGAGCGCACGUCGUCUCAGUCACAGUUCAGUCCGCAGGCCAGAUCCUCAUCCGCUCGCCCUCCCUCCUGUCUCUCCGUCAGGUUUGUUGCGUUCACUCGUGGCCAUGGUUAAGGGAGCGUGGGCAAAGACUCUCGCAAUCAGAAGGGAGAUUCAGUCGCUUUUUUUACUUCAAAAGCUUGUCUGUUUGGGUGUAAGUGGGCAUGUGUGCGUCGCCGCGUGUGGGUCACAACGACGACGACGACGACAACGAUGAUGAUGAUGAUGAUGCUGAAAAAAUGAUGCAGAGACCACAUCUGUUCACUAUGUUGCAGGGGUGUAGCUAGGAAUUCUGGGCCCCCUGAGGAGGAGGAUACCGCUGUGGGUUCCCCCUCUUCUUCUUUUACGCAUACAAACCUGCUACUUUACGGGCCCUCUCCAACUGUGGGACCCGGGAAUCGCCACCGCCUGUUUCACCCCCGUGGCGAUGGCGCUGCUCCGGCGGCAGGUUGCUGCGUGCUGGUUCACACCGCUUGAGAGCGAGUUUCUGAGUGCAGUUCUCCUUUUCCUUAAGCUCACAGCCAAACGACGGUAUAUGAUUAUACCGAUUACUGCAUCCUUGAUUUGCAUUCCUGUACCUUUAUUGAUUGAACUUUCUUUGCUUGGUCAUAUUGACUGAAUGAUCUGUUAUAUGUCCCCCCCCCACCCCCCUCCUCCCCUCCUCCACCUCACAUCGCCCCCCUCACCUUCAUGUCUUUCUCACCCCCGACCUACAGAAGCAACUAGCAGAUGAAUUUAGGCCCCAUCUCCAGACAAGUGUACUGAACUGCACAGCUCAGAAUCGGGUUUAGAGACCCUUUCAGGCUCGCUGAGGAAAAUGCGUCCUUGUGAGACUUAAUUUCCAACCAAGUAGAGUUUUUGGGUGUUUUUUUUUCUUCUUUCACACAGGAGAUGCAUGGAUCACAGAUAUAGAAAGUAUCUUAAAAAUUGCGACAAACCCCUUCAGAUUUAGGGGGAUCAUGCUAGAACUAUAUAAAAAAAAACAUGAUUUGGGUUUCAUGGCCCAAAAGUCUGGCUAGUUUUGUUUUAGCGUCAUUGUAAUCAAUCUGGGAUUUGCAACGUGGAAAUACUGCAAGUGAGGGUAGUGUGCUUCUAGAGCUAGUUGAAUUGUUAACAACCACCCGCCCCCUCUUUCUCCUCACCCUGCACUCCCCCCUUUACCCUUUACAUACACACACAAUUCACACAUCACAGUAAACACACACUGACCCACACUAAGCCUCAUAGGACACACACACACACACACACACACACA
Molecule: messenger RNA, 6241 nt
Organism: Gasterosteus aculeatus aculeatus (three-spined stickleback)
Lineage: Eukaryota; Metazoa; Chordata; Actinopteri; Perciformes; Gasterosteidae
Gene: nrg2b
Product: neuregulin 2b
Biological process (GO): animal organ development; intracellular signal transduction; nervous system development
Molecular function (GO): signaling receptor binding
Source: RefSeq, a predicted model, not a curated record